This is a messenger RNA of Acyrthosiphon pisum (pea aphid), 1442 nucleotides long. RefSeq lists its product as uncharacterized. The transcript is spliced from 4 exons. The record is from RefSeq and is a predicted model, not a curated record. NCBI's taxonomy places the organism in Eukaryota, Metazoa, Arthropoda, Insecta, Hemiptera, Aphididae. Bases 508 to 1062 code for a protein of 184 amino acids.
UAAUUUUUAAUUCAUACUUGUAGGUGAAACUAGGAGGCUGGUGAAAGGUGACUGGUGUAACCUAAACCGUGCUAAACCCCAACUGUAAUUUAUAAAAUGUCAAGUGGUCUUCUUAUUUUAAUAGCAAUUGUACUAUUAGAGGUUUAUCUGAUAUUAUGAUAACCAAUAAUGUUCAAUUUAUAUUUAUUUUCUAUUUUUGUUUUCCACUAAAUGGGUAAUAACGUUAAAAUUUCAAUUCCAAUAUUUAUAAUUACAACCAAACGAGUAUGAAUAAUAUUAAAUCAUUAUAAACGAAUUGCAAAUUACCAAGACUGUAGACAAAUAGUCUAUAAUCUUAAGUGUACUGUCUACGAAUAAAAUACAAAUAUUUAAUACUUAUUUUGAUUUAGUGAUUAGUAUUGUACGUAUAAUUAAUAUUAUAAUUUCAACUAUAGGUACCUAUUUUAUAAAAAAUAAAUUAUAUACUUCUAUAAAAUAUUUAUCAAAACAAUAAUUGUAUUAUAAGUCAUGAAUUAUGAUACAUCUAGUGAGACAUCUAAUGAUGAAAUUGUUUCAAUUCAUAAUGCAUAUAAAAAGGAAUUUUGUCGUCUCAGCAAAGAACAUCAAUGUAAUUUAAAUAGCCUAGAAGAAUGCUACAAAGAACAAAUAUUAUGUAUAAUUAAAGAAAAGGAUUCAGUAUCUCUUCAAUUACUAUCAAUUUUUCAAUCUUUAUAUGAGCAUUUUCAACAAAAGUUAAAAAAAUUAAAGCCAAAAAAUGAUAGAGUAACUGACAAGUCUGGUGAGAAAAUAGAUGUUAUUGAUGAAACAUACCAAUGUAUCAUAAAUGGCUAUGAAAAUAAACAACAAGAUUUAUUCAAAGAAAUUUUAGAAUUAAAAAAGAUUAUAAUGGAAGAAAAGAAGAUUAAUAUAAAUGUUUCAUCAAUUGGUUUGCUAGAUAAAGAAAAUUCUAUUUUAAAGUCAGAUUUGAAUAGUAAUGAAUCAAAAAGAAGGUUUAAGUCGGAAUUAAUAACUGGAGUUCUUAUAUGGUGCUUAGGUGUAAUAGCUUAUCAAAAAAAGAGUUAAGAAAAAUGGAAUAGACUGGUUUUUGCACGGAUUUCCUUCAUGUAAUUAUUAAAUGUAAAAUAUCUCAACUACUGAAAAACAACAAUAAAUACCUAAGCCUAUGGGUAAUAUGUGGUUUUUAAAAUAGAACACUCAAAACAAGAUACCUACUUGGCUACUGCCUACUUCUUAGGUAAAGGUCAAAAGAUGUCAUAAUUUCUUACGAUUUGCUUGUUUAUUAUCAAAAAAAAGUUUUUGCUAUUGUAUUGUGAAAUGCUCAUGUAAGACUUAUGAUCAGAAAUAUGAAGAAUACACAAACCUUUCUAUUUUUAGAUCUUUUAAUUUUUAACAAGAUUCAUUUGACUUUCAUUAAAUUUACUAUUUCAUUUAAUUCUAAACAA